This is a messenger RNA of Saxophila tyrrhenica, 1008 nucleotides long. RefSeq lists its product as uncharacterized. The coding region runs from base 1 to 1008 and encodes 335 amino acids. The record is from RefSeq and is a predicted model, not a curated record. The transcript is spliced from 2 exons. Lineage: Eukaryota; Fungi; Ascomycota; Dothideomycetes; Mycosphaerellales; Extremaceae.
AUGACCCAGCAUAAUCAACAACAUCCCAUUCGUCCAACCAUUCCUAUUCAGCAGAUUUCGCACUCCCAAAGUACAAAAGGCGUUGACAUCGCCGCUCGACGUCCGGCUCGACGAAAAACUCUCACUAAGAAGGCGAAAGAAAUCAAGCAGGCCGGCGAGAGCGUUCGAGGACUCCUUUUACCACCGGAAAAAUCUGACGAAGAAGAAGAGAGCUCACCUACACUUUUUCGCGCCAAAGCCACCACGAUGCCGAAGAACACAGCAAGAGCCAAUGCGCCCAGCGAACUCUCGAACCUCCCCCGUAGCACGCAGAGGAUCAUGCGCUUUCUUGCAGCAGACAAGUUCAUGAUCUACGCCUGGCAGGUCCCGGUACCGAAGGACUUCACCAACCUGUCCGAGAGCCGCAAGGCGUGGAAGGAGUCGAAGGAUGAGGAGGAAGGGGAGUUGUGGUUCGACGAUGGGUCUGAUGAUUGGUACGAGCACAGCGAUGACGGCGAGAUCCGGCCUAUGGCACGCACGUUCGUCAACCGAGCGAAAGUGGCGUUUCGGAGGGGGAUGUCCUGGGCGGAGUAUGUGAUCGAGGAGAAGAACGCGUACAACGAGUCGAUCGCCAGAGCAAGAUUCCCGGUCGCAUCCAUGGCGAUUGUUCUGGAUGGUCAUCUGCGGCUGGAAGUCUUCCAUGCGCUGAAGAAGCGGUUACGAGAGGAGAUCUGGUUGGAACCACACAGGGAUACGCCGGCGGUGUUGAUGAUUCCAGUUGGUAAUCCGAAGGAGAAGGUUGACAGCGCGAUGCCAACUCCAGUAACGCCGCAUGGAAUGGGGCCAAGGCAGAACGUCGCGCCUACUGCGAAGGAGGCGGCGAGAGGGAUCAAGGGCUGGACUGUGACUGCGGAUGGGAUGAGGCAGCCAUUCUAUGAGGGAGAGGAUGAGGCGCCGCGGAGUAUCCUUGAGAAGGUGACCGACGAGCGCGCUAAGAGGGCCAGGCGAGCGGUGUCGCCGUUGAGUUGA